Apiotrichum porosum is the source of this 1668-nucleotide messenger RNA. RefSeq lists its product as uncharacterized. NCBI's taxonomy places the organism in Eukaryota, Fungi, Basidiomycota, Tremellomycetes, Trichosporonales, Trichosporonaceae. Gene Ontology annotation, molecular function: beta-galactosidase activity. The coding region runs from base 1 to 1668 and encodes 555 amino acids. Gene Ontology annotation, cellular component: beta-galactosidase complex. The transcript is spliced from 2 exons. The record is from RefSeq and is a predicted model, not a curated record. Gene Ontology annotation, biological process: carbohydrate metabolic process.
AUGGCACCAUUUCUCCAAGCUCUUCCGCACGGCGGGCACGAGCUUAUCGUCAACGGCAGCCCCUUCCUCUGUCGUGCGGGAGAGCUGCAAAACUCGUCAUUCUCGUCGGCGGUGCACAUGUCAAGCGUCUGGCCCGACCUAGUUCGCCUCAACCUCAAUACCGCCUUUGCAGCUAUCGGCUGGGACGACAUUGAGCCACAGGAGGGAACGUUUGUGUUUGAGGCACUGGACGAAAACAUCCGACAGGCAAGGGAACAUGGGAUCAAGCUGGCCCUGCUGUGGUUUGGCUCCCACAAGAAUGGUCACAUGAACUAUGCCCCGUCGUGGGUCAAGACCAACCCAACCCGCUUCCCUCGCUGCAUCACGCAUCCCGCGCCGGACGGCCAACCAAAGGUCAACGACUACCUGUCCGUCUUCUCGUCAGCCUCGGUCGACGCCGACGCCAAAGCCUUCCGUGCACUGCUUGCCCACCUCAAGCAGGUCGACGGCGAAGCAGGGCAGGAAACGGUCAUCAUGGUUCAGGUGGAGAACGAGGCCGGCGUUCUUGGCGACACGCGCGACCGUUCCGCCGCGGCGGAAGAAGCGUUCCGCUCGCCAGUUCCGUCAUCGUUCCUCGAUGCGUUGGAUGCGAAUCGAACCUCUCUCAACAAGCACAUCCUCGGCAACUUCCCCUUGAUCACAAAGGGGUUGAAGAAGGGUGUCUCUUGGGAGGCCACCUUUGGUCCUGGGCCGCUCACGGACGAGCUGUUCAUGGCGUACCACUACGCCCUGUACAUGGACAAGGUAGCCGGGGCAGGCAAGUCGGCUUACUCCGUGCCCAUGUACACGAACGCCGCUUUGCGCGCCACUCGGCACACUGCCCGCGAUGGUGGAACCGGCGGUGGCGCCGCUCCUGGCAUCUACCCAUGCGGCGGUCCCGUCGACACCGUCAUUGACGUGUACCAACUUGUCGCGCCAAACCUCGACUUUGUCAGUCCCGACAUCUACUUUGCCGACUACGAGACCAUGUGUCAGGAAUACACGCACCGAGGCAUGACGCUCGUCAUCCCCGAGCAGAGGCGUGACGAGUACGGUGCCUUGCGGACCUGGGUGGCCAUGGGCAAGUACGGCGCGCUCGCAACGGCGCCGUUCGCGAUUGACACACUGCCCGUUGAGGAUGUUGCCUUCCAGCGCCACUACGCCCUCCUCCGUGACAUUACCCCUACCCUCCUUGCGGCGCGCCGCAACGGCUCGCCGAGUACGGGCUUCUUCUUUGACGCAUUCGCUCCCGGUACCGAGGACCCAGGCUCACAGAAGGAGGUCACCCUGGGCGAGUGGAACCUGCUCAUCGAGCGCCAGCCCGUGUUCGGCCACCCCGCGCCGGGCUAUGGGCUCAUCAUCCUCACGUCGGCCGACACGUUCCUCCUUGUCGGCGAGGGCUUCCAGGUCACGUUCAAUUCUGCUUCGCCAAACGCCGUGUUUACAGGACUCAUCCAUGUCGUUGAGAAGCAAGUGGUGGACCCCGAGACGGGCGCCCUGGGAUCCCUUCGUACACUCAAUGGCGAUGAGACGCACUGUGGCAAGCAGGCCGUCAUGCCAUGUGUGAAGCCCGACGACGGGUGGUACCCGAUUCCGACCAACAUUCCAAGCAAGACGCGUAUUGCAGAGUGCAAGGUCUACAGCUUUUGA